This is a messenger RNA of Cajanus cajan (pigeon pea), 5500 nucleotides long. RefSeq names its product Tetratricopeptide repeat (TPR)-like superfamily protein. The record is from RefSeq and is a predicted model, not a curated record. Gene Ontology annotation, molecular function: protein binding; mRNA binding. Lineage: Eukaryota; Viridiplantae; Streptophyta; Magnoliopsida; Fabales; Fabaceae.
UGGAGUUCCCCACCCAAUUCUUCUGCCAUGACAUAACAAACUCUGGUUUAAAAUAGAUCGUAACAGUAAGCACUGAUUGAACUUGAGCGCUUCAAGGUUCAACAUGGUGUCUCUCAGCCUCUCCUCGCAACAACAACGCUCUUCAAAUCCGCGUUCCACUCCCAUCUCCACUUUCACUUCCCACCUUAGGUACUUUUUUCGCGACCACACCGCAAGACCCACGUCACGAAACGCAAGCAAAACCGCCAAAACGGUGGCCGAUCUCAUCAACUCCAAGCCCUGGUCCGACACCUUGCUCUCUUCUAUCCCCACCCCUCUCUCCAAAACCACCGUCCUCCGAACCCUCCGCCAACUCCACCACCCCUCCAAGGCCCUCUGCUUCUUCAACUGGGCCCACCAAACGGGCUUCCCCCACCAGGCCCAGUCUUACUUCGCCAUGCUCCAGAUCCUGGGCCGCCAGCGGAACCUCAACGCGGCCCGAAACUUCCUCUUCUCCAUCGAGAAAAAGUCCAACGGAACGAUCAAGCUCGAGGCCCGCUUCUUCAAUAGCCUCAUUAGAAGCUACGCCGAAGCGGGCCUCUUCAAAGAGUCCAUGAAACUCUUCCACGCCAUGAAGUUCGUUCCCGUGUCCCCCUCCGUGGUUACCUUCAACACCGUUUUAUCCGUUUUGCUCCGACGGGGUCGCACCAAUAUGGCCAAGGACGUGUAUGAUGAAAUGCUUCGCACGUUUGGCGUUGCUCCGGACACGUGUACCUACAAUGUUUUGAUCAGAGGGUUUUGCAAGAACAACAUGGUUGAUGAAGGGUUUAGGUUCUUCAAGGAGAUGGCGCGUUUCGAUUGCGAUCCGGAUGUUGUUACUUAUAACACGCUUGUUGAUGGUUUGUGCAGAGCGGGGAAGGUGGGGAUUGCAAGGAAUUUGGUGAAUGGUAUGAGCAAGAAAUGCGAGGGUUUGAAAUUGAAUCCUAAUGUUGUUACUUAUACUACUUUGAUUCGAGGGUAUUGUAUGAAGCAAGAAGUUGAUGAGGCAUUGGUUGUUCUUGAAGAGAUGAGUAGUCGGGGCGUUGAGGUGAACAUGGUUACGUAUAAUACUUUGAUCAAAGGGCUUUGUGAGGCAGGCAAAUUGGAUAAGAUGAAGGAUGUUUUGGAACGGAUGAAAGAAGAUGGAGGGUUUAGCCCUGAUACAUUUACCUUUAAUACGAUUAUUCAUUCACAUUGUUGUGCAGGGAAUCUGGAUGAAGCUUUGAAGGUGUUUGAAAACAUGAAAAAGUUUCGGGUCCCGGUGGAUUCGGCCUCGUACAGCACUCUGAUUCGGAGUUUGUGUAAGAAAGGGGACUAUGAUAUGGCAGAGAUGCUGUUCGAUGAGUUGUUUGAGAAGGAAAUUUUGUUAAGCAAGUUUGGCUCUAAGCCGCUUGCUGCUUCUUAUAGUCUUAUUUUUCAGUUUUUGUGUGAAAAUGGGAAGACUAAGAAGGCGGAGAGGGUGAUUCGGCAGCUGAUGAGAAGGGGAACACAAGAUCCCCAAUCAUACCAGACAGUGAUUAUGGGGCACUGUAAAGAAGGUGCAUACGAAAGGGGAUAUGAGCUUUUGGUGUGGAUGCUAAGAAGGGACUUUCUUCCUGAUGUUGAGAUAUAUGAUUAUUUGAUUGAUGGUUUUCUUCAGACGGAUAAGCCUCUGCUUGCAAAAGAGACACUAGAGAAAAUGCUAAAGAGCUCCUAUCAACCGAAAACAUCUACCUGGCAUUCUAUAUUGGCAAAACUUUUGGAAAAGAGUUGUGCUCAUGAGUCUGCCAGUGUUAUUGUCAUGAUGCUGGAGAAAAAUGUUAGACAGAAUAUAAACCUGUCAACUGAGAGUUUACAGCUACUUUUUGGACGUGGACAGCAUGAAAGAGCAUUUGAGAUUAUCGAUUUGAUUUAUAAGAAUGGAUACCGUGUUAAAGUAGAAGAAGUGGUUCAAUUUGUUUGCAAGAGAGGAAAGCUAUCAGAGGCAUGCAAACUGUUGCUUUUUAGUUUGAAAAACCAUCAGAAUGUUGAUACUGAUUUGUGUAAUGAAAUUAUUCUGAACCUUUGUAAAAUUCACAAGGUUUCAGAAGCAUUUAGUUUAUUCUAUGAAUUGGUGGAGCACGGCUUACAUCAGAAGUUGACAUGUCUAAGUGAUCUGAUAGUUGCCUUAGAGGAUGGGGGAAGAAUAGAGGAAGCUGCAUUUAUAUCAAAGAGAAUACCAAGACCAGAGAACUUAGAUGGGAUCUAUGCCAAAUCAUAGCUCUAAGAAGUUCAGGUCUAAUAAAGCGGUGACCAAUGACUUUUCCAGCUUAGGAAAGGUGCAGCACAAGCACCCAAACACCCAAGUAUUUCAUUGACAAGUCAGCGGCAACUGCAACCAAAAAUUACCAUAACACUAAGGGGUUGAUGCACAUGAUGGCAGCUUAUGCAGAUCUAAUGGUGUACUGCUGCAGCUUGCUUGGAUAUGGUGGUGUGUGGUGGCUGCUCAUACAGAUGUGGAUGUCAUAACAGAAUAGUCCUGACGAUUUGGUGAGUCUGAUAUAUAUGACAUAUUUUGCUGAUUCAGAGUCAUGUAAACUUCAGUGGAUUUUUAUGUACUUGUUGGCUGAAAUCGGUCUUUCAAUAGUGAGAAAUAGACAUCUUUGAUUAAUUAUUGAUCAUGGAUGUAAUGCGUAAUUGCUAACAGUAAUAUCUUACAUUAGGCUGGUUCCUUUGCCUUUUACUUAUUAUUAGGUUUGACCCAAGUGUUAGAAGAACUACAUUUUCAUAGGUUGGACAUCUGCCAGUCUGUUCUCUGUUUUGCCUGAUGUAUGAGAUUCUGGGGCCCGAAGUUUAGUUUGUUUAACUGAAUCUGCACCGAAUUCUAUGUUAACUGUGAACAUGAAAACUGAGGACAUCAAUCUCAACAUUGCUCUUCCCCAAGUUCUAUUCGUGAUGGACUCAUUCUGUAUGGAUGAAAAGCAAUGAGAUUUGCUGCACAGUUUGUGAACUAGUGAUACCAGCUUAUAGCGUGGAAUCUUGUUUCCCUGAGGCACAUUCAAACAAUAUAUUAAUCGGUGAAGAAAAUUUGUGUCUAGGUAUGUUGAAAGGGGUAAAGAAUGUUGAACUGAAUGUAUGAAAAAUCUUCACUGGGUUAUCAUUAGACUAGGGUAUUGACAUUUUUUACUUAAAUUUUACUUUUAGACCAUGAUAUAUCUGAAACUUAGGCAACAGUCUGAUACUAUUUUCUACUUUUAGAUGCUUAGGUCUAUCUGAUGGAAAUAUGUCAAGACUAAGAAAAUCAAGAGGUGAUACAUUAAAGGAACCAAGAGGAAUGAGAUGAUUUUGAAAACCUUUUAAAUGUUUGUAAAUGUAGUAGUUAUUUGUAUAGGUUUAUUUUGUCUUUGUAUUUGUGAGACACUUUGUUUCCUUUUUAUAGAUCAUUGUAUAAUGAAUUUAGAGUAGGUUCUUUGAAGACUUUUACUCCAUUUGACCUUGUAUUAAAGGUCAUUCAUUUUUACUUUUUUAGUCGUAGAAGUGGGAUGACAAAUAGCAAGGCUUGAAGGUGUGUUUAGCAAUUGGGCCAAGAUUGAGCCAAGACAAAAUUUUACAUAUUAAAUUUGUUUUGCUCCAUAUUUUUUCAAGGAUUUGAUUUAACUAGGUCUCACCAUUUUUUGAUAGACCUAAUUAAACCAAAUCAACAAUUUUUGAAACGGACCAAGUGAGCAAACAAGCCCAAGGCCGCCUAGCCUACUUCCUUGGCCGAACUUGUUUCUACCUUUGGAGUCUUUGCGAAGCUUGUGCUACAAACUUCUAACUUAGCUUGCUUUUCAAGCAAGCUAAGAUAGAAGCUUGCUCCACAAGCCUCCUAAACUAAGGUGGACGGUCAAGCUAAGCCUACCAUGGUUCACUUGAACCAUGGUUAAGCUUAACUUCCUCCACAAGCUACAUACUUCUAUAUAUUUUUAAACCUCUCAUUUGUACAUACUUUGGAUAUAUAAAAUCAAAAUUUUCUCUUAAAAUUUUCUCUUCCAAAGCCUCUCAAAUCCGUGGAGAAGUUCUCUCUACCUAGGACCUUCACAAAGGAGUUCCUCCUUUGUGCCUUGGUUCCUUAAUCUUCUUGCUUCCUUGAGAAGUAACCGAGCAUUCCUUGUUGCAUCUUCCAUCAAUGGAGUUCUCACAUUGCUUCUGCCAUUAAAGAGUCUACCUCAAGAGAAGAAAGACUUGAAGAUGGAGUCUAGAAGAAGAUAUCUAUCACUUCUUCCAUUUGGUUCUAUCAUUUUUGGUAUCUAGAGCCUUGGUGCUCUUGAGGUUAUGUUUUCUUUUCUCUAAAAUUGUUUCCGUCUUGUCUACAUCUUCCUUUAAAUGUCUUGAUUGUGUUUGUUGUAAGGAUCUAGUUUUUCCACAUAUUUUUGAUGGAUCCACAUGUCACAUUAAUUGAUUGAUUCAUUAGUCUUGCUUGUUCCUUUGUUAUUGAAUCAAUUUCGGUUUUACCUUAGGUUUCUUUGUGCUUGUGCUUUUUAAUUUUGUUUGAGUCUUGCCUAUGCCAUAAAAAUGAAUCCGUGAUUGGAUAUUAAUAUUGAAUAACAUGUGUUUUGGUUUUUAAUCAUGUGUUUUAUCUAGAGUCGUGUGUAGUCCUUUACAUGUCAUUAAUUCCUAGACUAGCUUGUUGAACCUUUGAUUUUUGUAUUGUUUUGUGUCAAUAUUUGGUUUGGUUUUGCUUUUUAAUCUUCUAGCUGACCUAUAUGUGCUUUUAUUUUACAUAAUUGAGUUCUUAAUUUGCUAUUAGUUCUAACAAAUUUCUUAGAGUUAGGUUUCUUUUAUGUCUUCUAAAAGUUUGUCAAAAAUUGCCUAAACUACUACUUGCUUCCCUAGGUUUUCCUUGAAUCUCUUGUGUGGCUGAAACUUGUGCUUAUUUUGAAGUGUCUAAAACAGAGGUAUUAAGUGUCUCAAAGUGUAAGAAAAUUUAAAGAAAAGUGUGCUUAAAAAUUGUUUGAAGUUUGUGCAAAAAAAAUUGUGAGCACUAGUAUCACAAGACACUUGUAUACCUCUUUGUUAUUAAAAUGUUUGGCAGCAAUUUUCCUUAUUAAAUCCGAGACUCUCUCAUUGUUUUAAAAGGCAUUAACUCCUGUUUGUGUGAAAGACAAAGAAAAGAAAAAAGAUACAAAAGAAAUUACAAAAGAAAGAAUACAAGAAAAAACCAAAGGAGUAGAAAAUUUUGCUAUAUAUUGCUCUCGGUUUUUGCUUAUUGUUGCAUCUUAGAUUUUAAUUAAGCAACCUGUGAGCGACCUGAUUCAUUAAGCAUGAACAGGUGUCAAAAAAAAGUUUCAAUGCAGAGGUUCAAUGGAGAAGAAGAAAGCAGAACACAAAUACAUAAACGAAUAAAACCUCAAAUAGAGAUUACAAUCUUCUCAAGGAGCCAACCCCAAGGGUUUUAGCCUUCCAUUCAUCAGAAAUGAAAACGAAAAUGCAAGGAAGAAGGAGAAGAAAAUGAAACUAAUAAUCUGUAUUCCUUCAACAAAAA